CACAAGAUGUUCAGAGAACAGUUGAACCUCACUUCCCUGGAACCCCCUCUGCAGCUCCAACCAGAAGCCAGCUGGGUCCAGUUCCAUCUGGGGAUCAACCGCCAUGGGCUAUACUCCCGGUCCAGCCCUGUUGUCAGCAAGCUCCUACGUGACAUGAGGCACUUUCCUACCAUCAGUGCUGAUUACAGUCAGGACGAGAAAGCCUUGCUGGGGGCCUGUGACUGCACCCAGAUUGUGAAGCCCAGUGGGGUCCACCUGAAGCUGGUGCUGAGAUUCUCGGACUUUGGGAAGGCCAUGUUCAAACCCAUGAGACAGCAGCGAGACGAGGAGACACCUGCAGACUUCUUCUAUUUCAUUGAUUUUCAGAGACACAAUGCUGAGAUUGCAGCUUUCCACCUGGACAGGAUUCUGGACUUCCGACGGGUACCGCCAACAGUGGGAAGGCUAGUGAAUGUCACCAAGGAAAUUCUAGAGGUCACCAAGAAUGAAAUCCUGCAAAGUGUUUUCUUUGUCUCUCCAGCCAGCAACGUGUGCUUCUUUGCCAAGUGUCCAUAUAUGUGCAAGACUGAGUACGCUGUCUGUGGGAACCCGCACCUGCUGGAGGGCUCCCUCUCCGCAUUCCUGCCAUCCCUCAACUUGGCCCCCAGGCUGUCUGUGCCCAACCCCUGGAUCCGCUCCUACACGCUGGCAGGAAAAGAGGAGUGGGAGCUCAACCCCCUUUACUGUGACACAGUGAAACAGAUCUACCCAUACAACAACAGUGACCGUCUGCUUAACGUCAUUGACAUGGCCAUCUUUGACUUCCUGAUAGGAAACAUGGACCGCCACCACUAUGAAAUGUUCACCAAAUUUGGAGAGGAUGGAUUCCUUAUUCACCUCGACAAUGCCAGAGGGUUUGGACGACAUUCCCAUGAUGAACUCUCCAUCCUCUCACCUCUCUCCCAAUGCUGCAUGAUAAAAAAGAAAACACUUUUGCACCUGCAGCUGCUGGCCCAGGCUGACUACAGACUCAGUGAUGUGAUGCGGGAGUCGCUACUCGAAGACCAGCUCACCCCAGUCCUCACAGAGCCCCACCUCCUGGCCCUGGACCGCAGACUGCAAAUCAUCCUCCAGACAGUGAAGGGCUGCAUAGACACCCAUGGAGAACACAGUGUCAUCACUGAUGCCCCAGCACAGCGACCAGCCCCAGCUUCUGGCCAGCCUAACCUAACAAGUUAAGGACUACAAGAGUCAAGUAUCAGAUCACACACCUGGAGCCAGCAGUGGACUCCAGAGUGGAGACUGCUACUUCCUCACUCCACCUGUAGCACUGGAGUUCAAGCUAUAGGCUCAGAGAAGAGGCCACCAUGUUCUGAAACAUCAAGUGGGAUCCACUGAGCUUGGAUCUUUAUCCCUCAAUAGAAGAUCACUGCUUCCAGAGUCCCAUGCUGGGGCUCCAUCUUCCCAGAAAGCACUGGCUCCAUCAGGCCACAGACUGUAUCAUCUGAGUGUACUGGGAAAUCUGCAUAAUGGUCAGGAUCAGAAGGUUUGCAAGUCCUGUCCCCAGGACAGUUUUAACUGUAACAAGUCCAAUAAAAGGACGUCAAGUGUAUACUCGCUCUGCUCCAGACCCUUCUUAUAGCUACAAGUAAAGCAUAAUUCCUGGCCCAGAUAAAACAUCUUGCAUACCUCAAGCAGACUUAAAAUGUACAAAUGGUUAACUCUCAAACUGGUUCAAGUCAACCUUCACCCUUUUGUACUUACAUCCCAGUCACUGGCCCAAUAUGAACACAAUAAUCCCUACUACCAGUCCUGUGGUAACUUCUCAGAAAUACUAUUACAAAAGGCAGAUUAAAAAAAAAAAAUAGAGAUUUGGUUCCAGGUAUGGUGGUACAUGCCUGCAA
Castor canadensis (American beaver) is the source of this 1883-nucleotide messenger RNA. NCBI's taxonomy places the organism in Eukaryota, Metazoa, Chordata, Mammalia, Rodentia, Castoridae. The record is from RefSeq and is a predicted model, not a curated record.